Molecule: messenger RNA, 1114 nt
Organism: Gastrolobium bilobum
Lineage: Eukaryota; Viridiplantae; Streptophyta; Magnoliopsida; Fabales; Fabaceae
Product: small ribosomal subunit protein eS1
Exons: 6
Coding region: 127-915 (262 amino acids)
Biological process (GO): translation
Cellular component (GO): cytosol; ribosome
Molecular function (GO): structural constituent of ribosome
Source: RefSeq, a predicted model, not a curated record
GUGGCAACAAACCAGUAUUGAAGAUAGCUAUAUAAUAGUUACAACUUAGGGUUUCUGAUUCGUGUGCCGAAUUCACUCUCUCUCUUGGCCGUCAUCUGGAGGUGGUGUUUUUGCAAAGAGUGAGUCAUGGCUGUUGGCAAGAACAAGCGGAUCUCGAAGGGGAAGAAAGGUGGCAAGAAAAAGGCUGCUGAUCCGUUUUCCAAGAAGGACUGGUACGACAUAAAAGCUCCUUCAGUGUUUCAGGUCAAAAACGUUGGAAAGACACUUGUCACCCGUACUCAGGGUACCAAAAUUGCUUCAGAAGGACUCAAACAUCGAGUGUUUGAGGUAUCUUUGGCUGAUCUUCAAGGGGACGAGGACCACUCCUUCAAAAAGAUCAGGUUGAGAGCUGAAGAUGUCCAAGGGAAGAAUGUUCUUACAAAUUUCUGGGGAAUGGAUUUCACCACUGACAAGCUGAGAUCAUUGGUGCGAAAGUGGCAAACCCUGAUUGAGGCCCAUGUCGAUGUGAAAACCACUGACAACUACACAUUGAGGAUGUUCUGCAUUGGAUUUACCAAGAGGAGAAGUAAUCAGGUGAAGAGAACCUGUUAUGCACAGUCAAGCCAGAUUAGACAGAUCCGUAGGAAGAUGCGCGAGAUAAUGAUCAACCAGGCAACAUCCUGUGAUUUGAAGGAACUUGUCCGCAAGUUUUUUCCUGAGAUGAUUGGAAAAGAAAUUGAGAAAGCUACAUCGAGUAUCUAUCCUCUGCAGAAUGUUUUCAUUCGAAAAGUCAAGAUCCUUAAAGCUCCAAAGUUUGAUCUUGGAAAAUUGAUGGAGGUCCAUGGGGAUUACUCCGAAGAUGUUGGUACUAAGGUUGACAGACCCGCUGAUGAAACAAUGGCACCAGAGGGAACCACCGAAGUUGUUGGAGCUUAAUUUAGUGAUAAUGCAUUUUUGCUUUGUUUAGGUUUCCUGUUACUUGUGUUUUUACUGAAAAUUAAGUUUAAAUUUGAGUAUAACAUUUUGCCGUGCAGAAAACUUUUUUGGCCUAGCAAUAUAUAUCUGGAUUUUGUUCGGAACCCUCAAUUAAGAUUUGCGGCUCGUAGGCAAUAUAUAUUCUUUGAGUUUGAACUUU